Linepithema humile (Argentine ant) is the source of this 876-nucleotide messenger RNA. NCBI's taxonomy places the organism in Eukaryota, Metazoa, Arthropoda, Insecta, Hymenoptera, Formicidae. The record is from RefSeq and is a predicted model, not a curated record.
UCCCACAAAAGAAGAAUAGAUGAAAAUCAGCAGCGAUUUUUUAGAAUUAUGGAAUUUGCCAAACUGCGUUGGAGCAAUAGAUGGCAAGCACAUAUCUAUCCAAGCACCUCCGAAUUCUGGCUCAACAUAUUUUAAUUAUAAAAAGACUUUUAGUAUUGUGCUGAUGGCUGCUUGUGAUGCUCGAUAUAAGUUUACACUGUUCAACGUUGGUGCGUAUGGCAGUGAAAGUGAUGGCGGAAUUCUUUCUAGAUCAGAUUUUGGAAAAUCUCUAUACUCAGAUACGCUCAACAUACCUGGAGGCACUACUCUUCUACCAGGAAGUGAUAAGAAAGUAUUUUAUUAUUUCGUUGGGGAUGAAGCAUUUCAAAUGUCUACACACAUGAUGCGACCUUAUCCAGGGAGGUCUUUAAAUGAACAAAAGAGAAUUUUUAAUUAUCGAUUAUCCCGAGCCAGAAGGAUAAUUGAAAAUACAUUUGGAAUCUUUACAGCCAGGUGGAGAAUAUUUCUAAGAUCAAUAUGUGCUAGUCCAGAUGUUGCUGACCGAUUGGUGCUAGCAGCAAUUUGCUUGCAUAAUUUUUUAAAAACUAAAAAUGAUGAAAAAGUCCCGCUGCAGCAAAGGUAUUGUCAUCCCCAAUUUACAGACAGAGAAACGGAAGAAGGGGAUUUAAUAGAAGGAGAAUGGAGACAACAGACACAAAUUGAUCAAAUAAGACCUAUGAGAAAUGCAGGAGCACAUCGAGCCACUAGAGAAGCAUAUACAAUGCGCGAUACUCUUUCAUCAUAUUUCAUGACAGCAGCUGGGGAAGUUCCUUGGCAAUAUGAAUACAUACGUCAAGGGCAACAUCACGAUGUACCUUAAAAUUUCUAUUUAUAUUU